Penicillium hordei is the source of this 270-nucleotide messenger RNA. RefSeq names its product efflux pump antibiotic resistance protein. The record is from RefSeq and is a predicted model, not a curated record. Lineage: Eukaryota; Fungi; Ascomycota; Eurotiomycetes; Eurotiales; Aspergillaceae. The transcript has 3 exons. The coding region runs from base 1 to 270 and encodes 89 amino acids. Gene Ontology annotation, molecular function: transmembrane transporter activity. Gene Ontology annotation, biological process: transmembrane transport.
AUGACUUUUUCAUUCACUAGGACCAUUCUCAUCUUUUCCGGUAUAUUUACAUUUCUUGUGGGUGCCUAUCCCACAUAUUCCGCAAGCACCUUGGCCGCAAAUAGCUUCACGCCAUCCACUUUUCCGGGAAUGUCCCCCCUGUUCGGUACUCAAAUGUACGAUGGAUUGGGCACACAAUGGGCACCGUGUCUACUUGGAUUCCUCACUUUAGCAAUGUUGCCUUUCCCGUAUGGAGAGCACAACCUGAAGAGAAGCCGUUUCUCGGGAUAA